Messenger RNA from Drosophila kikkawai, 4470 nucleotides. Its product is annotated as probable multidrug resistance-associated protein lethal(2)03659. Gene Ontology annotation, biological process: transmembrane transport. Gene Ontology annotation, molecular function: ATP binding; ATP hydrolysis activity; ABC-type transporter activity. Gene Ontology annotation, cellular component: membrane. NCBI's taxonomy places the organism in Eukaryota, Metazoa, Arthropoda, Insecta, Diptera, Drosophilidae. The record is from RefSeq and is a predicted model, not a curated record.
UCGACGACGGCCUUUGGUUUGGAGGCAUGGAGUGGAAUCGUUUCGCGACAACGAACAGAAUGAUUGGAAAAGCGGGGCGUCGUGGACGCUCAAGUGAUUUGUUUUUGCGCAUCUGGCGAGUGGAAAGUUUUUCGAUUUAUUUUGGCUUCUGUCGCGUUGUGAAAUCCUGAUGCUGUAUUGGAUCAACUGCGUCUGUUAAUUAGAUUGCCCUGUGAAGCCAUCGAUUUGUACUUGUGGUGAAAUUGUGAUGAAAUACUGGAGCUUAAGCCGGAGUAGUGACAAUAGCAUAUGAUAAGCACCGACCGCUUGUUAAAUUAUUUAUGAAAACCCCCAAAAGUGCUCGACCAUUUGCAUAAUCAUGUUGCAGGCCAACAAGUUGCCGCCCAAUCCGCGCGAGUCGGCAGGUAUUUUAUCCUCGCUAAUGUUCUGCUUUGCCCUGCCCAUACUGUUCAAGGGCCGCAAGCAAACGCUCCAGCCCACGGAUCUGUACAAUGCCCUGGAUGAGCACCGGGCGGAGAGCCUGGGCGAUGAGUUCUAUCGCGCCUGGGAGGACGAGGUGGCGCUGUGCCGCCGGAAAGCUGGCACCAAGCGGGAGCCAAGUGUCUUGCGGGUCAUCGGACGUGUCUUUGGCUGGCAGCUCCUGCUCUCUGGAAUUAUCAUCGCCGCCCUGGAGCUGGGCACUAGGGCCACGGUGCCGCUUCUUCUGGCCGGGCUGAUAUCGGAGUUUAGUGCCCAUGGAAAUGGCAACAGCUACCCCGCCCAGAUCUAUGCCGUGCUCCUGAUAGCAUGCAUCCUGGCCAGCGUACUUCUCACGCACCCCUAUAUGAUGGGCAUGAUGCACUUGGCCAUGAAGAUGCGGGUGGCGGUGAGCAGCGCCAUUUAUCGCAAGGCCCUGCGCCUGAGCCGCACUUCGCUUGGGGAUACCACCACUGGCCAGGUCGUGAACCUGCUCUCCAACGACUUGAAUCGCUUCGAUCGCGCCCUGAUCCACUUCCAUUUCCUGUGGCUGGGACCCCUUGAGCUUCUGAUCGCCGCCUACUUUCUGUACCAGCAGAUCGGAGCGGCCUCCUUCUACGGAAUCGGCAUCCUGCUUCUUUAUUUGCCAUUGCAAACGUAUCUCAGCCGAGUGACGUCCAAACUGCGUAUGCAAACGGCUCUGCGAACGGACCAGCGGGUGCGCAUGAUGAACGAGAUCAUCUCCGGCAUCCAGGUAAUCAAGAUGUACACCUGGGAGCGCCCCUUCGGCCGAUUGAUCGAGCAGUUGCGCCGCAGCGAGAUGAGCUCCAUACGGCAGGUGAAUCUACUGCGCGGCGUGUUGCUUUCCUUUGAGAUUACCCUCGGACGCAUAGCCAUCUUUGUGAGCUUGCUGGGAUUCGUCCUGAUGGGCGGGGAACUGACGGCGGAAAGGGCCUUCUGCGUCACCGCGUUCUACAACAUACUGCGGCGGACUGUGAGCAAGUUCUUUCCCAGCGGAAUGUCCCAGUUUGCCGAGCUCUUGGUCUCCAUGCGUCGUAUCAAAAACUUUAUGAUGCGCGACGAGGCAAACAUAAUGGACCUUUCCUACGAAGCGGAUGAGAAGCCAGAGGAGGAACAGCAUCUGCUGUCGGGAAAAGAGAAGCCCACUAAGAACGCCAUUGGAAAUGGCUUGGGGUCAGAUGUCCUGGUGGAAAUAAAAGAACUCAGGGCGCGCUGGAGUCAGGAUUUGCACGAGCCCGUGUUGGACAACAUCAGCAUGAGGCUGCGACGAGGCCAACUGGUGGCCGUGAUCGGACCCGUCGGCUCUGGCAAGUCCAGCCUUGUCCAGGCCAUCUUGGGAGAACUGCCGCCCGAAGCUGGCGGCGUCCAUGUCCACGGCAGGUACUCCUAUGCCUCCCAGGAGCCUUGGCUCUUCAAUGCAUCGGUGCGUGAGAACAUCCUGUUCGGUUUGCCCAUGGACAAGCAACGCUAUCGCACCGUGCUGAAAAAGUGCGCCCUGGAGCGCGACUUGGAACUACUGCAAGGCGAUGGCACUGUGGUGGGCGAGCGUGGAGCUUCGCUAUCCGGUGGUCAGCGGGCCAGGAUCAGCUUGGCCCGAGCUGUAUACCGCAAAGCGGAUGUCUACCUGCUGGACGAUCCGCUAAGCGCCGUGGACACCCAUGUGGGACGACAUCUCUUCGACGAGUGCAUGCGCGGCUUCCUCGCCGACAAGUUGGUGGUGUUGGUGACCCAUCAGCUGCAGUUCUUGGAGCACGCCGACCUCAUUGUGAUCAUGGACAAGGGCAAGGUGUUAGCCAGUGGCACCUACGAGGAAAUGCUGAAGAGCGGCCAGGACUUUGCCCAGCUGCUGGCAGAAAGUACUGCAAAUGGCGGUGGCGACGAGGCGGAAGAGAAGUCGCCCGUUUACUCCCGUCAGUGCAGCAGCCAGAGCACUGUAAGCGGAGGCAGUAGCUCCUCAUCGCUGGAUACCCUGGGGGACAAGGAUGCGAAACAGAAGCCGAGCUCAGCGCCGGUGCAGGAGUCUCGCAGUGGCGGUAAAAUUGGCUUGGCGAUGUACAAGAAAUAUUUUGGCGCCGGUUGCAGCAUCGUGGUCUUCGCCCUGCUGGUGUUCCUGUGUGCUGGCACUCAACUCCUGGCCUCCGGCGGGGAUUACUUCCUUUCCUACUGGGUUAAAAACAACUCGUCUUCGUCAUCCGCGGAUAUUUAUUGCUUUGCUGCCAUUAAUGUGGGUCUGGUUAUCUGCGCCCUGCUGCGCACUCUGCUGUUCUUCAACAUGACCAUGCACUCCUCCACCGAGUUGCACAACACCAUGUUCCAGGGCGUGUCCCGCACAGCUCUGUACUUCUUUCACACAAAUCCCUCGGGACGGAUCCUCAACAGGUUCGCCAUGGACCUGGGCCAGGUCGAUGAGGUGCUGCCCGCCGUGAUGCUGGACUGCAUACAGAUUUUCCUUACACUGACUGGCAUCAUUUGCGUGCUGUGCCUCACCAAUCCCUGGUACUUCUUCAACACGCUCGCCAUGGUGCUGGCCUUUUAUUACUGGCGGGACUUCUAUCUGAAGACUUCGCGGGAUGUGAAGCGUUUGGAGGCGGUAGCUCGGUCGCCGAUGUACUCUCACUUCAGUGCCACUCUCUCCGGGCUGCCGACAAUCCGUGCGAUGGGUGCCCAGCGGACGCUGACCCGGCAAUACGACAACUACCAGGAUCUCCACAGCUCCGGCUACUACACGUUCGUCUCGACCAGCAGGGCCUUCGGCUAUUACCUGGACCUCUUCUGCGUGGCGUACGUGAUCUCGGUGAUCCUAAACAGUUUCUUCAAUCCGCCACUGCACAAUCCCGGCCAAAUUGGACUGGCCAUCACCCAGGCAUUGGGAAUGACCGGAAUGGUGCAGUGGGGCAUGCGUCAGUCUGCCGAGUUGGAGAAUUCGAUGACCUCGGUGGAGCGAGUGCUCGAGUACAAGAACCUGGAGUCCGAGGGAGACUACACAUCGCCGCCUGAGAAGCAACCACCAAAGAGUUGGCCAGAAGAGGGCCAACUGACAGCCAGGGAUUUGAGCUUGAGAUAUGCGCCUGAUCCCGAAUCGGAUUGCGUGCUCAGGGGCCUGAACUUCACAAUCAAUCCCAGAGAGAAAGUGGGCAUUGUGGGACGCACGGGGGCGGGAAAAUCGUCUCUGAUUAAUGCCCUCUUCCGGCUGUCCUACAACAAUGGAUCCAUAAUCAUCGACCAGAGGGACACCAAUGAGAUGGGACUCCACGAUCUACGCAGCAAGAUCUCGAUUAUUCCCCAGGAACCCGUGCUCUUCUCCGGCACCAUGCGCUAUAACUUGGAUCCUUUUGAGCAGUAUCCGGAUGAGAAGCUCUGGCAAGCUCUAGAAGAGGUUCACCUCAAGGAGGAGAUCUCCGAGUUACCUACAGGCCUGCAGAGCAGUAUUUCCGAGGGCGGAGCAAACUUUAGUGUGGGUCAACGCCAGUUGGUCUGCUUGGCACGAGCCAUUCUGCGCGAGAACCGCAUCCUGGUAAUGGAUGAGGCCACGGCCAAUGUGGAUCCCCAGACGGAUGGCCUUAUCCAGGCCACCAUUCGGAACAAGUUCAAGGAGUGUACUGUGCUGACGAUAGCCCAUCGUCUGAACACGAUCAUGGACUCCGACAAGGUGCUGGUCAUGGACGCUGGACGAGUUGUGGAGUUCGGCUCGCCAUACGAACUUCUAACGGAGUCGAGCACCAAAGUCUUCCAUGGAAUGGUCAUGCAGACGGGAAAGUCUAGCUUUGAUCAUCUGCUGAAAGUGGCUCAGGAUGCGAGUUUGAAAAAGAAUGAGUAGGAGAGGGGAUGGUUUUACUAAAUUCAGGCCCAGAAAAGACAUUUAAAUCUGGAAAUUUUAUAACAAUGAAAAUUGGAAAUUUAUAUGGAAAUGGCUUGCCAAUAUAAAAAUUGUACUUAAAAAGAAAUCAGGAAUAUGAAACUUUUGAGCAUGACAAUAAAUAUAUACUUAACUUU